Molecule: messenger RNA, 1221 nt
Organism: Eublepharis macularius
Lineage: Eukaryota; Metazoa; Chordata; Lepidosauria; Squamata; Eublepharidae
Gene: TEX28
Product: testis expressed 28
Exons: 4
Coding region: 1-1221 (406 amino acids)
Cellular component (GO): endomembrane system
Source: RefSeq, a predicted model, not a curated record
AUGGUGGAUCUCUAUGACCCGUCCAAGGGAGAAUUGUCCCAACAGGCAGAGGACUCCAUCAGCCAGCACAGUUCUACGGAGGCCUUUCGAGACCGCAGCUGUUCUGUUGCAUCCACGGCUACUCAGGGACGGCGUUCUUCAGUAACUUCAACGAGCAGCCGUAACCAGAGGGAUGGCCUCUACCACCGCAUAUUCCACUUGUCUGAGUUGCUGCGGGUGGAGAAGGCCAACCGGGAUGACAACACCUCCUGCUACGUGGAGCUGGUGAGCAAGGCAGACCGAGAGAAGGCCCCCUCCAUUCGGCAUGCCUUCGAACGUAUCAACCAGCGGUCUUGUGCCAACAUUGCCCACCUAGAGCAGCGUCUACAGGAUUGCUGGAACCAGCUGAAGAAGUUCGAGCAGAGGACAGCGAUAGCGCAAGAAAGCCAUUCCAGUGCCGCCUCUUCCCAGCAACAGUUCUUCACCCUGAAGGGCAGCUUCUCCCGGCCAGCAUAUUUUGGCUUAUCCAGGAUCCGCAGCUCAAAAAAUAGCACCCAAGAGGAAAUCCACAGCCCUUCCCCCACCGAUAGUGAGGGGAAGAGUCCUGCCUCAGAGGCCAGCACCCAGCAGUUCCUCGAUGAGCUGAGCCAGCUGAAGUUUGAGGAUCUCAGGGGCCAGUUGGCAGAACUGAAGGGAGCCCACAAGGCCCUAGAGGAUGAAUGGCAGAAGCUGGAGAAGUCAUGGAAGGACGACAAAUGGGAGAUGAUGGAACUGCUGCAAGAGGAGAAGAAGAGGCACUACAGUUUGGAGGUGCAAGUGAAUGACGUGAUACAAGUCAAUCUCAGCGAGAUCACCAACCUGAAGCAUGACUUGGCCUGCACUGAAGAAAAGAUGGUCUACCAGUCUUACGAGCGAUCCCGGGACAUCUGGGAGGUCCUGGACUCCUACCAGACCCGGCUGGCCAAACUGGAAACACAGCAACAGACCCAGCAGAUGGAGGCCCUGGAUUUACCUCAGGCCAGUGUCUAUAAACUGUACGGGCAGCUCAUGAACUUGUUGCUGACCAUUGCCGCCAUCCUCCUCGUGUGCGUCUCCACCAUUUCAGCCUUCACCCUCCCUCUCCUGCGCACCCCCUGGCGGGCCCUGGCCACUCUGUCUGUGAUCACUGCAGUGGUGCUUGUCUGGAACUACUUGCGCGACAUCCCUGAGCUGGAAUGGACAACAUGGUUGCCCUCCACUUAG